Molecule: messenger RNA, 1308 nt
Organism: Adineta steineri
Lineage: Eukaryota; Metazoa; Rotifera; Eurotatoria; Adinetida; Adinetidae
Source: the annotation of a GenBank genome assembly
AUGUCCUCUCAACAUAUACAAAUGACCGCAUGGACAACAACGGAUACUGAUCUGUCAAAUCGUUAUGAUUUGUCGAAAAGCACAAAUGGAAACAAAACCGUUUCGAAUAAUUCAGGCAUGAUCGAUGGUAAUCAAAAUCAUUCAAAUGAUCAGAACAACAAACGAUGGACACUAUCAGAAUAUUGCUCAUCAUUAUUACCAUUGUUUUAUGGUCUAUUAUUAGGUGCACUUAUCGCUGGUUUGGGACUGGCUAUUGUAACCACAUUUUGGUUAACAUCAUCUAAUGAGAACGCAUCGACAUCAGGAACAUGGUCGAUUACCGGUACAACAAAUUAUGCUCGAUAUAUACACACAGCAUCUUUACUAACAAAUGGAAAAGUGUUAGUUGCUGGUGGGUACAAUGGUAGCGGUUCUUUAAAUAGUACAGAAGUAUAUGAUCCAUCAACAGCAGUCUGGACAACCACUGGCAGCAUGAAUUAUGCUCGAUAUAGACACACAGCAUCUAUAUUGACAAAUGGAAAAGUAUUAGUUGUUGGUGGAUCUGAUAGUAGCAUUUAUUUAAAUAGCGCUGAAUUAUAUGAUCCAUCAAUAGGAGUAUGGACAGUCACUAGUAGUAUGAAUUAUGCUCGGUAUUUACAUACAGCAUCUGUGCUAACAAAUGGAAAAGUAUUAGUUGCUGGUGGAUCUGGUAGUAGCGGUUAUUUAAAUAGUGCUGAAUUAUAUGAUCCAUCAACAGGAGGCUGGACAACCACUGGUAGUAUGAAUUAUGCUCGAUUUAGACAUUCAGCAUCUGUAUUAACAAAUGGAAAAGUGUUAGUUGCUGGUGGAUCUGGUAGUAGCGUUUAUUUAGAUAGUGCUGAAUUAUAUGAUCCAUCAACAGGAUUCUGGACAACCACUGGCAGCAUAAAUAUCGCUCGAGAGUGGCACACAGCAUCUGUAUUAACAAAUAGAAAAGUAUUAGUUGCUGGUGGAUUCGGUAGUAGCGGUUAUUUAAAUAGUACAGAAUUAUAUGAUCCAUCAACAGGAGUCUGGACACUCACUGGUAAUAUGAAUUAUACUCGAUUUAGACACACAGCAUCUAUAUUAACAAAUGGAAAAGUGUUAGUUGCUGGUGCAUUCAAUGGUACCGGUUGCUUAAAUAGUAGUGAAUUAUAUGAUCCAUCAACAGGAGUCUGGAAAACCACUGGUAGUAUGAAUUAUGCUCGAUAUAUACACACAGCAUCUGUAUUAACAAACGGAAAAGUGUUGGUUGUCGAUGGAUACAAUCUUACUGGUUAUUUAAAUAGCUCGGAACUCUACGAACCGUAA